Molecule: messenger RNA, 3245 nt
Organism: Pundamilia nyererei
Lineage: Eukaryota; Metazoa; Chordata; Actinopteri; Cichliformes; Cichlidae
Product: heterogeneous nuclear ribonucleoprotein Q
Exons: 11
Coding region: 158-2020 (620 amino acids)
Molecular function (GO): RNA binding
Source: RefSeq, a predicted model, not a curated record
UGGGGUGGAGAAGCGGAGUUUGCGACGUUACGUAGCCGCCAUUUUGUUUCACCGGGAGUAAAGAAGCCAGCCUGAGAGCCCCGGCGUGAAAAAUUUCCCUCAUUCGGACUACCUAAAUUACGGCGGAGCUGCAUCGUGCACCCAAAUUCAGAUUCGCAUGAUGUCUGAAGACAUGGCCACAGAUCACGUUAACGGGAACGGGACGGAGGAGCCGAUGGACACUACAGCCGAGGUGACCCACUCGGAACACUUCCAGGCUUUACUGGAGGCAGGUUUACCUCAGAAUGUCGCUGAGAAGCUGGAUGAACUUUAUGUAGCAGGCCUGGUAGCACACGGUGACCUCGAUGAAAGAGCUAUUGAGGCUUUGAAAGAAUUCAACGAAGAUGGAGCCCUGCAGGUGUUGGUGCAGUUCAAAGAGAGUGACCUGUCACACGUGCAGAAUAAAAGUGCCUUUCUCUGUGGGGUGAUGAAGACUUACAGACAGAGAGAGAAACAAGGGACUAAAGUUUCAGACUCCAUCAAAGGACCAGAUGAGGCUAAAAUCAAAGAACUCCUCGAGAGAACCAGCUACACACUCGAUGUUACAACCGGCCAGAGGAAAUACGGCGGACCCCCGCCAGAGUCCGUGUACUCGGGUUCUCAGCCCCCUGUCGGCACAGAGAUCUUUGUUGGGAAGAUUCCCCGUGAUCUGUACGAAGACGAGCUGGUUCCUCUGUUUGAGAAGGCCGGUCCGAUCUGGGACCUUCGGCUAAUGAUGGAUCCGCUGAGUAGCCUGAACAGGGGCUAUGCCUUCAUCACGUUCUGCAGUAAGGAGGGUGCCCAGGAGGCCGUAAAGCUGUGCAAUAAUCAUGAGAUUCGCCCUGGCAAGCACAUCGGGGUGUGCAUAUCUGUUGCCAACAACCGGCUAUUUGUUGGUUCAAUUCCCAAGAGUAAAACAAAGGAGCAGAUUGUUGAAGAGUUUUCCAAAGUCACAGAGGGCCUGAGUGAUGUCAUACUCUACCAUCAGCCCGACGACAAAAAGAAGAACCGAGGCUUCUGCUUCUUAGAGUAUGAAGACCACAAAACGGCCGCUCAGGCCCGUCGCCGGCUAAUGAGCGGCAAGGUGAAAGUUUGGGGCAACCUCGUGACCGUGGAGUGGGCAGACCCCAUCGAAGACCCCGACCCAGAAGUCAUGGCCAAGGUGAAGGUUUUAUUUGUGAGAAAUCUCGCUAAUGGCGUCACGGAGGAACUCCUGGAGACGUCCUUCAGUGAGUUUGGAAAGCUGGAGCGAGUGAAGAAGCUCAAAGACUACGCCUUCAUUCACUUUGAGGAGCGGGACGGUGCGGUGAAGGCACUGGAGGAAAUGAACGGGAAGGAGUUGGAGGGAGAGCCAAUCGAGAUAGUGUUCGCCAAGCCGCCCGAUCAGAAAAGGAAGGAGCGCAAAGCCCAGAGGCAAGCGGCUAAAACGCAAAUGUACGAUGACUAUUACUACUACCCUCCCCCUCCCCACAUGCCCCCUCCCAGCAGAAAUCGGGGUCGAGGAGGGAACAGAGGCGGCUACGCCUACCCUCCUGACUACUACGGUUACGAGGACUACUACGAUUACUACGGCUAUGACUAUCACAACUACCGCGGUGGCUACGAUGACCCCUACUAUGGGUACGAUGACUUCCAGGCCCCAAGCCGGGGGCGGGGCGGCAGCAGGGGCGCACGGGGCGGAUCCUCCCCGGCCAGAGGACGUGGCGGCUCGGGGGCACCCAGAGGGAGGGCAAACUUCUCGCAGCGCGGCGGGCCAGGACCAGGUCGUGGCGGGCGCGGCGCAAGAGGAGGCGUGCAGCUGAGAGGGCGAGGAGGGGUACGUGGUGCACGGGGUGGCCGCGGUGGAAAUGUAGGAGGAAAGCGCAAAGCUGAUGGGUACAACCAGCCAGAUUCCAAGCGUCGCCAGACCAAUAAUCAGAACUGGGGCUCUCAACCCAUUGCUCAGCAACCGCUCCAAGGUGGUGAUCAUUCUGCAGGAAAAAGGGGGCGAGGCUGGUCCUGAUGUGUUGCUAUGAGGACUGACGGCGACGCACGCUGCGGGCUUCGGUGGAUGAAAUGGUAAGGUCAGCUGACUCAAUGGUCCAAUGGUUGUCCAGCCUUUUAUUUUAUUUAUUUUUUGAUUUUUUUGAUUUUCAAUGUAAAGGAAGGUUUUUUUUUUUUCAUUUUGUUUUUGAUCAUCUUCGAACUGCCAUGUUUGAAGAUGAUCAGAAGAGUAAACCCCACCUCCUCCAACCCUAAGGCAGCCAUGUGAGAUGUACUGAGGUCACGGUGGACAUCCUUCUGGAAAAGGCUUUGCACUUUUUUAAAUUGAGGCUUGGAGUGAUGCAGUGGGACUUGUUGUUUCUGAGUUUUUGGACUGAGACAUGUGAGGUGCCGACGCCUGGGUCUCGCAGGAAAACUGGAUCACGAGCUACCUCGGUUUCACGGAAACGCCUCAGAUCAUCUACUUAAGGAAACUGAGACAGGGCUCGAGCCUCUCCGGCCUUGCAGCAGAGCACUUGAUUUAAUUGAGGCUCUCGCUGAGACCUGGCACCGGCCGGUCCUGUGGGAGCGAGCCUGAACAUGCCUUUUUUGCUGUCUUUGUACAUGAACUGAGUGACAAUGAAGUUAACGGACAGAUUGUUUUGUCUUUUAUUUGUAAGGCUUGAAAACCACAGCCCUCCUCUUCUUCAUGUCUUCCACAGCCUGACCCAACAGCUGUCUUAACUACAGAUUUAGGAUGUCAUGUGACAUCCUGCCAUGUCUAAGAGGGUCUGGAAGAAAAUGGGUUACAUGUUUUGCAUUGUAUGUAUGCCUCUGUAGACUAUCAUGCCAUGUAUGUAUGUGCUUAUGAGAAAUUUACCUGUGGUGUUGACUCAUGACUUCUCACUGGUGCGAGUGUAAAGGAGAAAUUUACUGCUGGCUGCUCAGUAUUUGGAAGGGUGGGAGUUUAAGGCUUGUUUUGAUUGAGAAGAUGACCAACCAAAGAGCCUGAAAGUAGUUUUAACACUUAGUUUUAUACUCCUGCGAUUUAAAACUGGUUAAAAAGAGUAAAAAUAUAGUCAGACAUGUUAGAAUGAGAGUAAAACAUUUUAACAUCUGUCUGUUCUUUCAGCGUUAAACGUUGAAGGGAAAUGCAGACCUUGAUCUGUGGUUUUAUUUGAAUCAAAAGGAGAAAAUUUAUUUCUUCAGAGGACAAAAUUUAAAACAAGUUUUUAUGCUCAGUGUCAGAUAAAAGCUUUUUCUUU